AUGCUCGCCGCCUUGAUAUCUUUCUCGUUCUUUUUGCUCUCAGUCCCAGUCACGGGAUCCUCCGCAUUCGAGACGAAAUGCCUGGCGUUUAAGCCGGAGAAGUUUGUCCCUGGAGCAACUCGUAAUGUCCUUCAGUAUGUCACUGCCAACACGACACUAAGCUUUCCGGACAACGUCGCAAGCUGCAAUCGCGGAACCCAGGCGGUGGCUGCCAACGUUUGCCGUGUAGCCCUAUCAAUCAAGACCUCGGGUCAUUCGAACAUCACCUUUGAGGCUUGGCUGCCCGAGGAUUGGUCAGGACGCUUCCUUGCGACCGGUAAUGGAGGUAUUGAUGGAUGUACAGUAGGCAUCAAAUACGAAGACCUUGCCUAUACAUCAUCGAAGGGCUUCGCAGCAGUCGGUUCGAAUAACGGGAAGAAUGGUACUGACGGCUUGCCCUUCUUUAAUAAUCCAGAGACUGUGAUUGACUUUGCCUGGAGAUCACUUCAUACCAGCACGGAUGCCGGUAAGUCCCUUACGAGAGAGCUAUAUGGGGAGUCGCACUCCAAGUCAUACUAUAUUGGCUGUUCUCUUGGAGGGCGACAAGGUAUCAAGAGCGCGGAGAAGUUCCCCGGCGACUUCGAUGGCAUUGUUGCUGGGGCACCAGCAGUGGACUUCAACGACCUAGUGUCAUGGCGGGCGCGUUUCUUUACCAUCACUGGUGCGGUCGGCACGUCUGAUUUCAUACCAGCCACAGCCUGGAAGACAUGGAUACACGACGAAGUCUUGAAUCAGUGUGACACGAUCGAUAAAGCCAAGGAUGGGAUAAUCGAAGAUCCGACGCUCUGCAAAUUCGACCCUUCGACCUUGCGUUGCAAUGGAACUAGUACUACCAACUGUCUGAACGAUUCGCAAGUUGAGCAACUCAAGACGAUUUUCAGCGACUACAGGUAUCCAGAUGGCACACUGAUCUAUCCGGCGAUGCAGCCAGGCAGCGAAGUCGGUGCAGUCGAUCGUCUGUAUGCCGGAGCGCCCUUCGCCUACUCUGAAGACUGGUUCAAGUACGUUGUGUACAACGACCCAUCUUGGGACGCAUCCAAGUUUGAUCUCGAGGAUACAAUAGCAGCAGACAAGCUGAACCCAGGCGAUAUUCGCACAUAUCCUACUAGCCUUCCAGGUUUUGAACGAAAAGGCGGAAAGAUCUUGACAUACCACGGCCAACAAGAUAACCAGAUUACCACUUUCAACACAAUCCGCUGGUACAACGCUCUCAAAGGGCGCAGAAGCACAGAGGCCAUGGAUAACUGGAUUCGAUUCUUCCGCAUCUCUGGCAUGAAUCACUGCAACUCGGGGCCCGGCGCGUGGGUGUUGGGUCAAGGUGGCAAUGCUGCAGCAGCUGGUGUACCAUUUGAGCGAGAGACCAACGUCCUCAAAGCGGUGGUGGACUGGGUCGAGCAAGGCGUGGCACCAUCAUACAUCGAGGGCACUAAGUUCGUCAACGAUACCGUAUCUCUUGGUGUCGAUUUCACGAGGAGGCACUGCAAGUAUCCGCUCCGCAACACGCUUGUCGGCGCGGACUUCAAGAACCCGGAUAAUUGGGAGUGCAAGUAG
This is a messenger RNA of Didymella exigua CBS 183.55, 1590 nucleotides long. Its product is annotated as feruloyl esterase B precursor. The record is from RefSeq and is a predicted model, not a curated record. The transcript has 3 exons. NCBI's taxonomy places the organism in Eukaryota, Fungi, Ascomycota, Dothideomycetes, Pleosporales, Didymellaceae. Bases 1 to 1590 code for a protein of 529 amino acids.